Molecule: messenger RNA, 930 nt
Organism: Sorghum bicolor (sorghum)
Lineage: Eukaryota; Viridiplantae; Streptophyta; Magnoliopsida; Poales; Poaceae
Product: ergosterol biosynthetic protein 28
Exons: 3
Coding region: 91-525 (144 amino acids)
Cellular component (GO): membrane; endoplasmic reticulum
Molecular function (GO): protein-macromolecule adaptor activity
Source: RefSeq, a predicted model, not a curated record
UGACUUUUGUGAACAACUGCAGACAAUCUAGAUCGCUGACCGGGCGACCGACCUUCCUGAGCAGCUGUGCUUGGCGGACACCGGACAGGCAUGGCGGCGGAGGGGAGGAAGAAGGGCGUGCCGGCGCUGGGGUGGUGGCUGAUGCUGGUCGGUUCCCUCCGCCUCGCCUCCGUCUGGUUCGGCUUCUUCGACAUCUGGGCGCUCCGCGUCGCCGUCUUCUCCCAGACUGAGAUGACUGAUGUUCAUGGCCGCACUUUUGGUGUCUGGACUCUUCUGACCUGCACAUUGUGCUUCCUCUGCGCACUGAACCUGGAAAAUAGGCCUCUGUAUCUGGCCACCUUCCUAUCAUUUAUCUAUGCUCUUGGUCAUUUCCUCACGGAAUACUUGAUAUAUCACACCAUGGCUGCAGCAAAUCUGAGCACAGUUGGCUUCUUUGCAGGAACGUCAAUCAUAUGGAUGCUUCUUCAGUGGAAUCAUCAUGUGAAUCAGAAUCACCGUGGCGCCCAAGCUGUGAAGCAGUCAUGAGUUGUGCUUUGGGCCGUUAGAUUGAUGUGGUCUGUGGGGAGGAAGGAUACCUUGGAGAAACUAUGUCAGAAAGCCCCAUUCGUACUUCAUUUUUUCAUCAUGUUAUUUCUUUGCAUGAAACAUUUGCCCAACUGAGUAGGCAAUGGAAAUUCAAAUUAUUUCCGCCACUGAAUGGAAGGCUAAGAGAGGAUUCCAAUGUCCAAACACUGUAAACAAUCCGGCGGACCUGGUAAACAGAUAGGCACUCAAAUAGUCACCUGUUGAGAGCUGAGAUGCCAGUAAGGGAGGUAUAUACAUGUACCAAGGGUGCGUCUAGUCUUUCUUUGAUAUUUUUGUCGUGUACAUUAUCACAGUACGGUCAAUAAAAUCAUCCUUGACAGCUUUGUAUGAGCCUUCAUCAUGCCA